Messenger RNA from Paramisgurnus dabryanus, 1505 nucleotides. It is a transcript of the gene nsrp1, whose product is annotated as nuclear speckle splicing regulatory protein 1. NCBI's taxonomy places the organism in Eukaryota, Metazoa, Chordata, Actinopteri, Cypriniformes, Cobitidae. The record is from RefSeq and is a predicted model, not a curated record. Gene Ontology annotation, biological process: regulation of alternative mRNA splicing, via spliceosome.
GUCAUACACUGUUUAGCGCAAGAUGGCGACCUCCGGUAAACAGUAUGGGCUCAUUUUGCCCCAGAAGAAGGCUUCAAAAUCAACCCCUCUCCCCCGACACUCUGUGUUUGGUGAUGAUUCCGAUGAUGAGACCUCUGUUGGAGAGAGUUUGCAGAAGGAGGCAGUCAAAAAGAAGACGAUGAAGCAGACCCGUCUUGAGAUGCAAAAGGCACUUGAAGAGGACAGCACUGUUUAUGAGUAUGACAAUGUGUAUGAUGAUAUUCAGAAAGAAAGAGUGGAGAGUAAUAAAAAAAUGCUGAGUGGCACAGACAGGAAGCCAAAGUAUAUUAACCAGCUGAUCCGUGCCGUGGAGGAGAGAAAAAAGGAACAGGAGCGACGUGAUGAGAGGAAGAUCCAAAAAGAGAGAGAAGCCGAGGGCGAGCAGUUCGCUGAUAAAGAGGCUUUUGUCACCUCAGCUUAUAGACAGAAGCUUAAAGAAAGACAGGAGGAGCUGGAGAGAGAGAAAAGAGAAGCUGAGCUGGAAGCUGCCUUGGAUGUGAAAAAGCAGAAGGAUCUCAGUGGAUUUUAUAGACAUCUUCUCAACCAGACAGUUGGCGAAGAGGUUGUGCCUGAUCGUAGUGCACCAAAAGAGGAGAAAGCUACAAGCUCUGCAGCAGUGGCAGAAACAUCACCAACCCCUGAAUCUCCACCAAAACGAAGAGACAGUAGGACAGAAUCCCACAGUGAUGAGGACCAGACUGACAACAAAACAGAGUUCACAAAGACCACCGCAAACAACAACCACUCAAAGCGGCACUACAGACGGAAAUCUCCAGACAGUGAGGACGAGCAAGAAAGGGAGAGGAAGGAGGACAGAGAAAGAAGUCACAAAGAAAGAGACAAGGGUAGGGGGAAUGAAAAAGAGAGGACGAGGGAAAGAGAGAGGGAGGACAGGCACAGUUACCGGAAGGAAGAUAGGGACCGUAGACGAGAACGAGAAGACAGAGGCCGAGACAGGAGGGAAAGGGACAGAGAUCCAGAUGACAGGCACAGUAAAAGGGACAGAGAUCCAGAUGACAGGCACAGUAAAAGGGACAGAGAUGCAGAUGACAGAUACAGUAAAAGGGACCGAAGAGACAGCAGCCCAAAAGAGAGAGUGCGGGACAAAAAAGGAGAACAGGAACGAGACAAGGACAAAGAAAGCCAAAAAAUGGAGAGCGAAAGGAAAAGCAUGGAUGUGGAGAAAAUGGCAGAGAGUAAGGCUGACAGCGAUAAGGAAAAGGCAGUGGACACUGAAGAGAAAAGUGAUGCACAGCAGGAAGUUAGUAAAUUUGCUAAACGCAGCAGUGAAGAGACUGUAAAUUCAGCCAGAGAUAGAUAUAUGGCACGACAGCUUGCUCGUGCUUCUGCAAGGCCUUAUGUUGAAAAAGAGGAGGAUUAGAAAAUGGUUUGGUUAUGUACCUUUACAAGACAAAACGGGAAUUAUAAAAAAUGAAAUGACCUAAAUAUUUGUGAAUUAUUCAAUG